AUGGAAACAGAACAAUUUCACGAAGAAAUAAAUGAAAAUUUAAUAAAUGAAAAAACUUCAGAAGAAAAUGAACAAAAAACUGAAGAAAAUUUAGAAGAAAAUGAAGGGGAAACAGAGCAACAAGAACAACAAAUUAGUGUUAAAAUUUUGGUUUUGGGGCCUACAAAAAGUGGAAAAACAUCAAUUUCAAAUUAUUUGGCUGACUCACAAGAUGCAGUGUCAAAGGAUUAUAGACCAACUCAGGGUGUUAGAAUUGUGGAAUUUGAAAGUAAUCAACUUGAAUUAGAUGGAGAAAGAGUUAAUGCUGAGGUUGAGUUAUGGGACUGUUCUGGUGACAGAAAAUUCGAAAGUUGUUGGCCAGCAAUUCGUUACCGUUGUGACGGGGUUAUUUUUGUUUGUAAUCCAGAAAUUAAUAAAGGAGAGGAUUUAUUAACAUGGUUUUUAGAUAACUCCUUUUAA
Molecule: messenger RNA, 459 nt
Organism: Meloidogyne enterolobii
Lineage: Eukaryota; Metazoa; Nematoda; Chromadorea; Rhabditida; Meloidogynidae
Source: the annotation of a GenBank genome assembly